This is a messenger RNA of Labeo rohita (rohu), 674 nucleotides long. It is a transcript of the gene gabarapl2, whose product is annotated as GABA(A) receptor-associated protein like 2. NCBI's taxonomy places the organism in Eukaryota, Metazoa, Chordata, Actinopteri, Cypriniformes, Cyprinidae. The coding region runs from base 155 to 508 and encodes 117 amino acids. Gene Ontology annotation, cellular component: autophagosome membrane; autophagosome; cytosol. Gene Ontology annotation, molecular function: ubiquitin protein ligase binding. The record is from RefSeq and is a predicted model, not a curated record. Gene Ontology annotation, biological process: autophagy of mitochondrion; autophagosome assembly; cellular response to nitrogen starvation. The transcript has 4 exons.
UGUACGCUCUCGCGGUGACGUCAUUACGGCUCGUCUGAAGACGAAUGUCUGCUGCUGUUAUAUUGUUGACGUUUUUAGUUUUAACAUUUAAUUGACUUCAAAUCAUCCGAUAUUUUCAUUUACCGGUCGCUCCUCGAGCAAUACCUCUGCAAAAAUGAAAUGGAUGUUUAAAGAGGACCAUUCUCUGGAGCACAGGUGUGUGGAGUCGGCCAAAAUCCGCAACAAGUACCCAGACAGAGUUCCUGUUAUUGUAGAGAAAGUAUCUGGUUCACAGAUUGUGGACAUUGACAAGCGAAAGUAUCUGGUCCCAUCUGACAUUACAGUGGCCCAGUUCAUGUGGAUCAUCAGAAAGCGGAUCCAACUGCCUUCUGAAAAAGCCAUAUUCCUUUUUGUUGACAAAACUGUCCCUCAGUCCAGUCUGACUAUGGGGCAGCUCUACGAAAAAGAAAAAGACGAGGACGGCUUUUUGUACGUGGCCUACAGUGGAGAAAACACGUUUGGAUAUUAGGAUCCCUGCAUCGUCCCAGGCUGUGCAACACAUCACUCCCGUUUCUUUUGGACUCACUCGGUUGGGAACAGGAUCGACUCAUCUGUGAAUUAAUCACAUAGCAGAUGUGUUUGUACCUCUCUUGUCACCCGUCAUUGUGCUCUGAAACAUUAGAUCGACUACAUUA